CCAGAAGAAUUCCUCAGAUUUUGGUUACAUUAUGGACUCCUGUCCCGGUAACAAGACAGAGUACACAACCUCCGUUACCAGACUGGGGUGUGGUGUGGAUGAGAAUGGGCGGAGUCAGUACUUCUGUGUUCCAAAUCACCAGAGGUCAAGUCUAGUGGAGUUCUGUUAUAAUUCAACAGUUCCAUUUUAUGAAAAAGGAAAUUGUAUAGAGGUUUACGAAAGUGGAAAUUUGGAUCAAACCAGCUGUCUCAAUUUCACAGAUGGAUGUCCUGAUGACCAUUUCUUUCUCUCUGACCUGUAUAAAUUCCCAGCUUGUCUAGGAGUCAAUCUUCAAGAACGAUGCUUUUUUGCGGAUCCUGCAUGUCCUAACAUCACGUAAGUGAACAUUGAAGAAAGAGAGAGAGAGAGAGAGACAGA
Messenger RNA from Saccostrea cuccullata (small rock oyster), 417 nucleotides. RefSeq lists its product as uncharacterized. The record is from RefSeq and is a predicted model, not a curated record. Lineage: Eukaryota; Metazoa; Mollusca; Bivalvia; Ostreida; Ostreidae. The transcript has 3 exons. The coding region runs from base 32 to 379 and encodes 115 amino acids.